UAAUAAUGAAAUAACAAAUGUAGCAAUUGACCCUCUAACCCCAAAGACUUUAAUAAUUAAUAUUUAGGCCAAUGUGGGGAUUUGAAAUGGAAAAGGUCCAUUCACUCGACCACUUUGUGCGUCUGCAGCUUUGUCUUCUUCCAUUGCUCUGCAACCGACAGAGUAAUAGGAGGAGGAGGAGGAGGAGGAGGAGAAGAAGAGAGAGAAUCCUCCUGCAGAUCGGCCGCCGGUGAAAUCCUCUAUCGGCGUUUCUUUUGAGGUCCGAUUUUUGUUCAUUGCUAUCCGCUACAGCGUUGCCAUCAUCAUCUUCUUUUUCUUCUUUUGCCUUUUUCUCCUCUCUGCUUGCUUUGUUCCCACGGCAUACGUUUUCGCUUUUACGUACUUGCGGGGAGGAAAAAAUUGAUUAGAUCUCGUUUAGGGCUUAUAUUUGUUGUUGUUUUCUUUGAUGUAUUGAUUUCUUGAGAGCUCUGGAGGACGUUAAAGGAACCCUAGCGUUCCUUGGAACGUGUUCUUUUUUUGUCGAUUUUGGUAGAUCGAUUUGGUUUGUAGUGGAAGAAGAAAAAGAAGAACGAGGUUUACAGGGUGAAUAUGCUUUGGUUGAUGACAGUAUCGGGGGUUUUCUCCGCAGCAAUGGUGAUGAUUGUGCUUGCUCCGGCUUUGCAAUCGUUUCCUCCGGCUGAAGCCAUUCGAUCCUCUCAUCUUGAUUUUUACCUUCGUUUGCCUCUUGAUACUCCCUCUUCCGGAUCGUUGAACAGAUUCUCCUUCCGAAAGGCAUCUACAUUUCGCAAUGCCGGUCAAUGCGGUGGCGGUGACUCGAAAUAUUCUGGGAAGUUUGGUGUGUGCGAUCCGAAUUUGGUUCAUGUUGCUAUUACGCUUGAUGUGGAGUACCUUCGUGGCUCAGUUGCGGCCGUCAAUUCGAUUCUUCGAAACUCGCAAUGUCCAGACAGUGUUUUCUUUCAUUUCCUCGUUUCGGAUACAAGUCUCGAGGACUUCGUUCGAUCCACCUUCCCUCAGUUGAAAUUUAAAGUGUACUAUUUCGAUCCGGAGAUUGUCCGCGAUCUUAUCUCCACUUCGGUCAGGCAAGCGCUGGAGCAGCCACUUAAUUAUGCUAGAAAUUACUUGGCUGGGUUGCUCGAGUCCUGUGUGAAGAAGGUAAUUUACCUGGAUUCUGAUCUUAUUGUGGUAGAUGAUAUUCGAAAGCUAUGGACGACGAGUUUGGGUGAGUGGACAAUCGGAGCUCCUGAGUACUGCCAUGCCAAUUUUAGCAAGUAUUUCACAGCGCGUUUCUGGUCUGAUGAGAGACUUUUCGGAACAUUUGCUGGAAGAAAACCAUGUUACUUCAACACCGGCGUUAUGGUCAUAGAUUUGGUUAAGUGGAGGGCUAGUGGGUACACGGAGAAGAUUGAAUCCUGGAUGAAGCUUCAGAAGAGUAAUCGCAUCUAUGAACUUGGGUCACUGCCGCCGUUCCUGUUGGUUUUCGCGGGCAACGUGGCGACCAUCGAACACCGAUGGAACCAGCAUGGUUUAGGAGGUGAUAGCGUCAGAGGCAGCUGCCGUGACCUCCACCCGGGUCCGACGAGCCUCUUGCAUUGGUCCGGCAGUGGGAAGCCAUGGCUUAGGUUGGACUCUAAACAACCAUGUCCACUGGACUCCCUAUGGUCACCAUACGAUUUGUACGGAUACUCCUUGUGAAAUCUCAGAGGAUAUAUGAGGUCGCCGGUAAAUUUCCCUGCAGGACUUUUUUUGACUUUUUUGAUAAAUUUUCCAAUUUUAGUCCUAUUUUUCGUUGUUUUUCCGUCUCUCUCCAGUUACUUUGUGCUUCUUCUUCUAACUCCAUCUUCCAGGCGAUGUGUAUCCUAUUUUACGAUUUUUCCUGGGUCUGAAAAUAAAAAGGGAAAAAACGGGCCAUUCGAUUUGUUUGUACAGACUUUGCGUUCUUUUAUGAAUGGAUACUUGAUGGUGUUCCGUGUAUUGAAAUUGUCGAUAAAGCAAUUCUAUUUCCUGCUCCUUUAAGCUUUUGCCAGUUCGGAAUGAUUAUAUAUCGUGUAGCCAUCCAAUCCUUCACACGGUGGUCUUGCCUGAAGUAAAGUGGUUUGUAGAUAUGGAAUUUCCUUGCAGGUCCAACACAGAUUAUUUUCUGCAGCGUUCUGGCUCCAUUUAAACAACAUAUUUCGCCCUGGGGAACUCCUCUUCUUAUUAAAAGGCGUGGUCUAAGUGAAGCAUGGCCAUUUGAUUAGAACCUAUUUAUCGCCCAUAAAUGUGAUGGAAGCAUCUUUGCAUCUACAAUUUAAAGGAAUCUUCGGAACUUGUGGAGGAUAUGGAGGGAUUGUAUGAGGUAUGUUUCAGCCUCCCAAUCCGAGAGAGGACGCGACGCGAGAUGAUGAUGGGUCAACCACAACAGGCGUUGCUGAUUGCAGAAGAGUGAGAGAGGGACUGAUAUGAUGAAAGCUUAAACGAGAGAAGAGGUUAAAGGAGAGAGAAAAAAAAGGAAAUAUCUGCAGGAAAGAAUUGGUUAAGACGAAUCAAAACACAGGGAAACAUCACAACUUCAGCCUUUCCCCAUUGCUGGCUUAAGUUCACCCAUCAUUGGACGCCCAUUUCCCCAUCGCCUUGGAUGAAAUUUAUGACGUCUCAGAGGUAGGCGAUGGCGGCGACCUGUCGGAGGAGGAUUGAAGGAGAGAGUAAGUAUCCUCAUCAGCAAGAACAAAUAAUACGAAAAUGGUUUCAUUUUCUUUAUUAUAUUUCAAUCAGAAAAUUUAAUUGGAGCAGUAAAUGGUUGUAUUUUGCGUUUCUUGUUUCU
This is a messenger RNA of Cucurbita moschata (crookneck pumpkin), 2800 nucleotides long. RefSeq names its product probable galacturonosyltransferase-like 7. The coding region runs from base 589 to 1692 and encodes 367 amino acids. The record is from RefSeq and is a predicted model, not a curated record. NCBI's taxonomy places the organism in Eukaryota, Viridiplantae, Streptophyta, Magnoliopsida, Cucurbitales, Cucurbitaceae. The transcript is spliced from 4 exons. Gene Ontology annotation, molecular function: glycosyltransferase activity. Gene Ontology annotation, cellular component: Golgi apparatus.